AUGGUAAAGAGGGAACUGAACCCAAAUGAUGCGAAAGCAGAUCCAUCCUUAACGAUACAGCAGUUGAUUUCCGUGGUAUUAUCAGCAUUGUAUAACAGCAUACUACAAUUCAGCGAAGCUGAUGAGUCUAAACCGGCAAAGUCUGAAUUCGAGGUGAUAAGCAACGUCAAUAAAUUAUGGUCUUCCCUUGGAAAAAGAGUUUUUGAGCUUCCUUACGCGGCAAAAUACUGCAACGAGAAUUUCUGCCGCUGGCUUUUGGAAAACGGUGCCAACCUAAACGCCAGGUGCGAAACAACUGGCGCAACCACUUUGCACUUUGCUGCCUUGAACCACAACUACGGAGUGGGCAUCGUUAGGUUCAUCUUAAGCCUCCAGUGUGGUUGUUUUGAGAGAGAUAACAAAGGGGAAACUCCGCUGCACUACGCCCUGAAAGCCAGGAAUGAUCCAGUCACCACCCUUUUAAUUAACAAAAUUAGAUGCACAGUACAGGAUUCACUCAAGGCGGGCAAUGAAGUCUUAAUUGAACACAUUACAGUAUUCUUGAAUGGGGUUGUAGAGGAUGGCAGGACUUUGCUCCACUUGGCAGCAGAAUUUGGCGACGUCGAAUUGUGCAAAUGGCUGAUGGUGAAAGGUCAGAAUCCUCAUGUCGGCAAUUGUGUUAAUUAUGCCACCGUCCUGCACUACGCUGCCAAGAACAAGGAGAGUGGACACGAAAUCAUCCGAUAUUUUUCCUCAGAGUUGAAUUAUCUGAAGGACGCAAUCGACGAUUUUGUAGAAACUCCGCUCCAUUACGCCCUGAAAGAGGAAAACCUGAAGGCUGUGGAAGCCCUAAUAGAAAUCGAGGCUUCCUUAGCGAUAAAGAAGGACGAUAAAAACUACCUCCACUAUUGCGUGAUGCUGAACAAACUAAAUAGUGCCAAAUUAGUGCACGAACUUAACAGCGAUCUGAUCAAAGAGACAUUAGAUGACGAGAUGGACGUGUUUGCAUUGGCUUCCAUGUUUUCUGAAAAUGAGGAAGUGAUCGACUGGCUGGCCAGCGUAAAACAAAAUCAGCCAUGA
This is a messenger RNA of Cloeon dipterum, 1059 nucleotides long. Its product is annotated as putative ankyrin repeat protein RF_0381. The coding region runs from base 1 to 1059 and encodes 352 amino acids. Gene Ontology annotation, molecular function: protein binding. The record is from RefSeq and is a predicted model, not a curated record. NCBI's taxonomy places the organism in Eukaryota, Metazoa, Arthropoda, Insecta, Ephemeroptera, Baetidae. Gene Ontology annotation, cellular component: ciliary inversin compartment. The transcript has 2 exons. Gene Ontology annotation, biological process: protein localization to ciliary inversin compartment.